Mycotypha africana is the source of this 834-nucleotide messenger RNA. Its product is annotated as proteasome component PRE2. The record is from RefSeq and is a predicted model, not a curated record. The coding region runs from base 1 to 834 and encodes 277 amino acids. Gene Ontology annotation, molecular function: threonine-type endopeptidase activity. NCBI's taxonomy places the organism in Eukaryota, Fungi, Mucoromycota, Mucoromycetes, Mucorales, Mycotyphaceae. Gene Ontology annotation, cellular component: proteasome core complex. The transcript has 4 exons.
AUGAAUAAGUUUGUGUCGAAAUAUGCUUCUUCACCUUUAACUUUACCUCAAGAAGAAAGCUUUGGCCAAGUCUGUGGAAAAUGGGAUGCAGCACAAGCUUAUGCUGUUCCUUCAUUCGACAUUCCAAACGUUCACAACCCUGUAGAUUUCUUAAAAAAUAUUACUGCUGAAGACUCUCCCGAUUAUAAGAUUAAGAUUCAACACGGUACAACUACGCUUGCUUUUCAAUUUCAAGGUGGUGUUAUUGUGGCUGUCGACUCUAGGGCUACCAUGGGCAAUUAUAUUGGAUCACAAACUGUAAAAAAGGUCAUUGAAAUUAAUCCAUAUCUGCUUGGUACUAUGGCUGGUGGUGCUGCCGAUUGUUCAUUUUGGGAACGUGAGUUAGGUAGACAAUGUCGUUUGCAUGAAUUAAGAAAUAAGGAACGUAUUUCAGUUGCUGCCGCAUCAAAACUAUUAGCCAAUAUGGUCUAUCAAUAUAAGGGCAUGGGACUUUCCAUGGGUACAAUGGUAACAGGUUGGGAUAAAUCAGGCCCCAAUCUUUUCUAUGUAGAUUCGGAUGGCUCUAGAUUGAAGGGAGAUAUCUUCUCUGUUGGUUCAGGUUCUACAUUUGCUUAUGGUGUUUUGGAUACAGGUUAUGAUCAUGAUCUAUCAGUAAAGGAUGCUUUGGAAUUAGGUAGAAGAUCUAUCUAUCAUGCUACUCAUCGUGAUGCUAUGUCUGGUGGUUCUAUUAAUUUAUACCAUGUUACAGAAGAAGGCUGGACAUAUCAUGGUAAUCAUGACGUUGGUACGCUUCAUUGGGAGUAUCAAGAUGGUAUUGCAAAGGAUAUUAUUUAA